AAGCUGCACUAGCAGAAAAAUGGGGAGGUUUAAGAUUAAUGUUUUGGCGUUUUUAUUACUUUUUGUGGGAAAGUUUAACACACUGGCCCUUCAGGAUGUAACAGUCGACCUUUUCGGUGCCGAAAACUACGGGACUGUGGCGGCGUUUGGAGACUUGAACUCGGAUAAACAGACAGACAUCUUCAUCAUCAGAGAGCAGUCUGAACUGGUGAUAUUCCUGGCUGACCCGAAAGCACCUUACUUCAAGCCCAAAGUUCACAUCACCAACGACAUUUUACCCGGUGACAACCCCAUCACCAGUGUAGUUCCUGGUGACUAUGAUGGAGACUCUCAGAUGGAUGUACUUCUCACAACUCAGACUGUCGCCAAGAUGGUGUCUGUUUACAUUUUCUGGGGGAACAACCAGACAUUAGAUGUGGGCGGGUGGCUGAAGCUGAAUAAGACCUUUAAAGAUCAGCCUCUCGUUAUGGAUUUCAAUGGGGACAUGAUCCCAGAUAUUUUCGGAGAAACCAUCCAGCCAUCCAUUGAAGUCUGCUAUCUCUCCAACAGAAAUCCACUGUGGCAGAAUGCAUUGACUUCAUCUGUCAGCAUGCGCAUCCCUCACUCUAACGCUUUCAUUGACCUCAACAAGGACUUCACCGCCGAUUUAUUCCUGACAACCGAAGGGUCCAAGUUUGAGACGUGGAUCAGCAAGGACGGGAACUUCACCAAAUCGGACAUCUUUACAGCAGAGCCGCCAGUCAAGAACGUCGGACAGUCCUCCUUUGUAGAUUUUGAUGGCGAUGGCAAGCAGGACCACCUCCUCCCAGUGUGUUUGGACGACACCUGUCAGCGCAGUGCCAUCUACCUGGCCAAGUCGGGCUUGAAAGAGUGGGUACCCGUGCUGUUUGAGUUCCAGCAGAGGGAUACAGUAUGGAGCUUUGUGCAAGGGACACCCAACCAGCCCUUGGCCCUGCACCUCGGGGACUACAACCUGGAUGGCUUCCCUGAUGCCCUGGUGGUCCUCCGCAACACUAGUGGCAGCGGUCAGCAGGCCUUCCUGUUGGAGAACGUACCCUGCAACGACCCCAAAUGUCAGAGCAUAGGGAGAAUGUUCCACAUCCACUGGGACCAGUCAGAUUUGGGCGCCAUCCCAAAUGCCGUCAUGGCAACGUUCUUUGACAUCUAUGAGGAUGGUAUAUUAGACAUGCUGGUUCUAAGCCAGGCAGAGGGCAAAAAAGACUUGAUCAUCCAUGCUUUGAAGAACAAUUUUGAAGCCGAUGCCUACUUCGUUAAAGUGAUGGUGCUCAGCGGCCUCUGCUCCAACGACUGUCCGGACGACGUCAAGCCUUUUGGUGUUAAUCAGCCAGGUCCUUAUGUCAUGUACACCACAGUGGACUCCAACGGCUACAUGAAAAACGCCUCAGCCGGUCAGUUGAGCCAGUCUGCUCACUUUUCCCUCCAGCUUCCGUACACCGUGCUGGGCCUCGGACGCAGCGCCAACUUCCUGGACCACCUUUUCGUCGGCAUCCCACGGCAACCCGGAGAGACGGACAUCAGGAAGCAGGAGUGGACGGCCAUCAUCCCCAACUCUCAGCUCAUCGUCAUCCCCUACCCGCACAAUAGACCCCGCAGCUGGAGCGCUAAGUUAUACCUGACUCCUAGCAGCAGCGUGUUGCUGACGGCCAUCGCGCUGAUCGGAGUGUGCGUCUUCAUCCUCGUCAUCAUCGGUAUCCUCCACUGGCAAGAGAAGUACACACACAGAUUUACACUCAGUCUCAUUUCAAGGGCCAAUAAAUGGAUCCUCAUUUGCCCCAAAAUGGUUCUUUUUGAUAUUUUUCAGUCCUCGAGUCAGAUGUGAAAUAUUCAUGUCCCAUUUCAUUUAUUCAUUCCAGUGUUAGAAGUACAGGAGCUGCAACAAGGCCAUGGAGACACGGAGGGAAAAUCUAAUGUAGAUCACUCACAAGUUUUAAAGCUGAGAUUUCUCAGGACUGACUAUAGUCAGCAGCGUGAUCAUCACUGGUUGUAUUAAACUAUUUCUAACAAAAUGACACAGAUUCCUGUUAUUACGCCCAAUAAGCCACUCCAAUAUUCUAAGUUGUUGUUUAUAUCUGCUCACUGGAAGAGAAGCACAUUUGAGCACCAUGUGUGGAAAUGUGCUACUUUUGUUACUUGAAAUGAAUGUGCGUGUUACUGUUCAUUGUCUUUGUGUAGUCGAUCCACCUCUGUCUGAGAAAGUGUAAUGAAAACCUUCAGAUUGUAUUACCUGUAAAAUGAAAGAAAUUUGAAUCUCUCUGAUAUCGAUCUCUGCAAGAAAAUGGACACAUGCGACAAUAAUUCAGCGGAACGUUUUUCUGCUACCAAUCUCAUCAAAAAUGAUUAAUGGCCUUCAGGUCGGCUGAGUGCAAAUUCAUCUUUUCUCUCAGUUGAUCACAGUAUCACAGUGUGUCACGGAGAGUGCCAAAAAAAGAGGAAUUUCUAUGUUGCAUCUUGUAAGUUUCUGUGUUCGCUGCAUCAAAGCUCAGCAAAUAUGCUCGUCCUGCUGAAUAAUGCGCAAUUUACCCCAGCUUGUUUAGAGGUGUUCUUCGUUUUCAUUGACUUUUUUAAAAUCUAAUUGGGCCGAACGCUCUGUCUGGUUUGUUCCGAUAUUUAUUUUACAUGAAUGAGCUCACACCUUUCCAAGCGGUUUGCACUUUUUUUAAAACUAAUGAUUAACUGUGGGUGUAUGUAAUUUAUUUUAUUCUGUGAAUUUGAUUUGCAAAUGAAUGUUCGAGCAAUGUGUUUACUUACUGAAGUUGA
Scomber scombrus (Atlantic mackerel) is the source of this 2778-nucleotide messenger RNA. RefSeq names its product integrin alpha FG-GAP repeat containing 1 (gene itfg1). Gene Ontology annotation, cellular component: plasma membrane. The record is from RefSeq and is a predicted model, not a curated record. NCBI's taxonomy places the organism in Eukaryota, Metazoa, Chordata, Actinopteri, Scombriformes, Scombridae.